Messenger RNA from Salmo salar (Atlantic salmon), 2613 nucleotides. NCBI's taxonomy places the organism in Eukaryota, Metazoa, Chordata, Actinopteri, Salmoniformes, Salmonidae. The record is from RefSeq and is a predicted model, not a curated record.
AUGACUCAUGAAGCUGAUGAGGCAGAGAAGAGUCUCUCCACAUCAGAACGUCUCAAACACCAGCAGAGACCCAGAGGGAAGAAACCUCACCACUGCUCUGACUGUGGGAAGAGUUACUCAAGAUUAGAUUCACUAAAGGUACACCAGAGAAUUCACACUGGAGAAAAAACGAAUAGCUGUUAUCAAUGUGGGAAGAGUUUCACUACAUCUAGCCAGCUGACUAUACACCAGAGAAAACACACAGGAGAGAAGCCUUACCAUUGCUCUGACUGUGGAAAGAGUUUUGCUGUCUCAGGAUAUUUACAAUCACACCAGAGAACACACACAGGAGAGAAGCCUUAUAGCUGUCAUCAAUGUGGGAAGAGCUUUUCUCACUCAAACACACUGAUAUCACACUUGAGAAUACACACUGGAGAGAAAUCUCACAGCUGCUCUCAUUGUGGGAAGAGAUGCACAUCUCUAGCAACCCUUAAAAUACAUCAGAGAAUCCAUACAGGAGAGAAACCUUAUAGCUGUGCUGACUGUGGGAAGUGUUUUGGUUUGUCAGGACAUUUAAAAUUACACCAGAGAACACACACAGGAGAUAAACCUUAUAGGUGUGAUCAAUGUGGGAAGAGUUUUAGUCACUCAGGCGGCCUGAUAGUACAUCAGAGAAUCCAUACAGGAGAGAAACCUUAUAGCUGUGAUCAAUGUGGGAAGAGAUUUGUUACAUCUAAUAGUCGUAAUAUACACCAGAGAACACACACAGGAGAGAAACCUUACCACUGCUCUGACUGCGGAAAGAAUUUUGUUUCGACAGGACAUUUAAAAGUACACCAGACAACACACACAGGAGAGAAGCCUUAUAGCUGUAAUCAUUGCGGGAAUAGUUUUGUUACAUCUGGCAGCCUGAAAAGACACCAGAGAACACACACAGGAGAGAAGCCUUAUAGCUGUGAUCAAUGUGGGAAGAGUUUUGUUACAUCUAGCUGUUGUACUAUACACAAAAGAACACACACAGGAGAGAAACCUUAUCACUGCUCUGACUGUGGGAAGAGUUUUGUUUCAUCAGGAUGUUUAAAAUCACACCAGAGAACCCACACAGGAGACAAAUUGCAUAGCUGUGAUCAAUGUGACAAGAGAUACUCUGAUAAAAGAUCUCUGAUUAAACAUCAGAAAAUUCAUACAUGAAGGAGUUUAUCAAUGAAAUAAUGUCACAAUGUAGAAUGUUUAACAUUGUAGUAUGAGUAUGUUAAUUAAUAAUGUCACAAUGUAGAACCCUAAACGUUUUCCCCCUUUUCUAUUGAUUUCAGCGUGAUAUUAGCCUCAUCUGGGGAAAAAUCCAGGCUCUGAAUUAACAAAAAGUACUAUUUAUGUCAUUAACAAAAAGUGAUUGACAAAUAAAGUGUUGCGUUACACUUACGUUGGCAACCCACUUAAAUCAAAAUGCAUCACUUCAAACUUUAGCUGGCUGUUUUCUACUAAUUGUCCUCUAACCAGUGAUGUACACGUUAUUCCCAGACUCCAUGUGUUUUUUUAACUGUUCUAACCGUACGUGCAAUCUCAUCUCCCCCUUUCGCGCAAUUGAUUUCAUAUCGAUAUGAGUGAUGACAAAUAAGUGUUGCGUUUCUCUUCGUUCUGGGGACCCCCACAUUUAAAUGCCUCACUCCAAAAUGUAGCUGACUGUCUUCUACAGGUUGUCCUCUAACCAGUGAGGCAAAAGAUAUCUCCCAUCUCCUUGUGUUUUUUUUUGUUGUGUUAGUUUCAACAGCACGUACAACCUGAUUUCCCCCCUAAUCAUUAUCAGUUGUUAAAACAGUGUUUUUGGUGCAUGUGCAGUUUAGUAGGUGCUCGUUUACAUUUUUUUUUUUAAGUAAUAUGAUUACUAUUGUGUUUGUGUAGAUAGUACAUUUCAUGUUUAGGUUGUCAAUAUAUCACAAACUGUUUCUGCAUAUUGGUUAUUGAUUAGGACACGUUAAAACUGUUUUGACAUUGGGCUCUCCCACCUAGCAAAAUGACAUUGAAAAGACAAGAAGUCUAUGCCCGAGGUCCAAACUACGUUCGGUUUUGGUUGAAAGUUGAAAAUAUGUAUUUUUCAGGUCCUUGUUUCAACGACUUGAAAACAACUUAAUUCAACGUACUUGCAGCCUAUACACAUGGACGCAGUAUUAAAAAAAAAUGGAUCUAUGAACAAUCCAUCAUCACUCCAGUAUUUCUUUACAACAUUCAGGUUGUAGUUGUCUUCUUUCCACUGAAGAAGUAUGACUCAAAUCACCUACUAUAUUUUAUUCAUAUAAUAUAAUAUAUAAUAUAAAUAUUAUUUCUAUUUCAAACAUUCAGCCUGAAAAAAUAUAAAUGUUUAAUAAUUCCAUUCCUCACCAUUAAUUAAGUGAAUUAUUGCCAAUACAUAUUAACAUUCUGUUUUGAUAUUUCAUCAUAUUUGCAUUUCAUGUAACAUUUAGUAAUCUUAAUUAUUUAUGCAACCAACUGACAAUUUUGGGGUUCAAAUUAUAUUGUUUACAAAGAAUGGAAUAAAACAAGUUUUUCCUUAGAAUGCUCAUUAGUCUUUCAGUUUUUAUUGUUAUUCUUUAGUUUUUUUAUCCUUAUGAUUGUUUUGUAGUAAAUAUUUAUGUU